GCUCGAGCGGAUCCCCGGUCAGAACUGCAGGCAGAAGCUUUGCGCUGCAGUCACUUCCAGGCAGGUGCGCUGCGCCUUCACCACGCGAAGCACGACCUGCCUCGCCGGAAAGAGCAGACGCUUCUGCCUCUGCUGCGACCUGUUUUAUGGGGAACAGGCUGGUCCCGCUCCCGCUCCGGCCAGUCACACCUAUAGGAAACCCAGUGUUUUCUCCGGGCGGUUUGUACCACCGCCACAAAAUGGUGCCUAAAGUGAACGGAGGCGGCGGCUUCUGAGCGCGUGAGUCUGUUGCCAAGCAGGGGAGGAAAAGGCGGAGCGGCACUGAGGCGGCUACUUCCGGGGCGAGGGAGGCCGCCGGGAAGCGGAGCGAGGCGCCAUGGCGGUGCUCCUGGAAACCACGCUGGGAGACCUGGUGAUCGACUUGUAUACGGAGGAGAGGCCGAGAGGUGAGAGGAAGCUCCGGCGUCCGCCAGCAGAAGGCCGAACAGGCUGCAGAUGCCUUUCCCGAGUGUCCCUCUCCGACGCGGCCUUCAGGAGCCGCCAUGGAGUUUUUCCUCCCUCGUUGCAUUUCUGCGCUGCACCGGUUGGGUUUCUGCACACCGCCCAGCAGGACCGGUCCUAGGUGGUGUGCCCUCAAGUGGCCCGACCUGCCUUCUCCCACCUUUGGGGGUGGGAGGGUGUCAUCCAGAUGUUUUGGACUAGAGCUCCCGUAGUCCAUGUUGGCUGAGGCUGAAGGGAGUUGUGGCCCCCAAAUUUAGAGGGCACCAAGUCGGGAAAGGCUGGGCUAGACUGUGCAGUCUAGAAGCAAAACAACAUCCUUUGCAAUGUUGUAGAUACUGAGAGCAAAGCGUAGAUCCUCUAGCACAGUCUCUCUUGGGAUAUAUAUUUCUACAAGUACAGUUGCUUCCAGGAGACAACUUUCGUUGAUUCUUCAGGAGUUCUACCAGGAUUAUUUUAAAAAUACCGUCUUUCUUUUGCUUUGUUUAUUGGUUUUGCCUCAUGCCUUUGGCAGUAGCUUGACACCCAAAGAUUAAGGAACUGAAGUUUUUCUAAUUGUUUAUCUAUGUGAGUAGGACAAAUACUGCAAGGUCUGGAUUUGUUCAUGUGGGAAGAGGCGGUCCUUGAGGGCCUUGACUAUAGGGCUUGAUAGGUCAAAACAAGCACUUUGAAGUGAUUACAGAAACUAAUUAGUAGCUACUGCAAUCUGGACAUAAUUGGUGUACUGUACUCAGAUGUUCUGUAAGGGACGCGGGUGGCGCUGUGGGUUAAACCACAGAGCCUAGGGCUUGCUCGGUCCCUGCUCCUGCCAACCUAGCAGUUCGAAAGCACGCAGUGCAAGUAGAUAAAUAGGUACUGCUCCAGCGGGAAGAUAAACAGCGUUUCCGUGCGCUGCUCUGGUUCGCCAGAAGCGGCUUAGUCAUGCUGGCCACAUGACCUGGAAGCUGUACGCUGGCUCCCUCGGCCAGUAAAGCAAGAUGCGCGUCGCAAACCCGGAGUCAUCCGCAACUGGACCUAAUGGUCAGGGGUCCCUUUACCUCUGGUCUCAGUAAUCUGGCCACUGAAUUGUGCAACAGUGUAACUUCUGAACUGUUUUCAGAGGCAGCCCCAUGUAUAAAGCAUUGUAGUAGUUUACCCUAGAGGUUACUAGCAUAUAAAUAAUUGAAGCUAGGUUAUCUCUGUCCAGAUAGAGUAGCAUCUAGGCCAGGGGUAGACAACCUAAGGCUCAUGGGCCACAAGUGGCCCAUGGGGGUUGUUUAACCGGCCCACAAGCCGCCACUGAGCUGCCUGCUCGGCGAGUCCCUGUGCGCUGUGCUAAACCAGCGCAGUGCGGGGACUCACUUCUGCAGUGCCAGAAAUCACGUCUGUGUAUGCUCAGGUGCCAAAAAUCGCAUCUAUGCAGUCACCGGAAAUCAUGUCUGUGCAGACACCGGAAAUUACGGCCGUGCGUGCAAUCUGGCCCACAGAGGGAUUUCCGCUGGAGUGAACCAGUCCAAGUGAGGUAAACCUUGCCGACCCCUGAUCUAGGUCAAAGCUGGUGGAAGACGCUGCACCAUCCAGGCUACUUGUGCCUCCAAUGACAGCUGUGGUUCCAGAAGCAUUCCUAAACUGCACACUUGCUCCUUUAAAGGGAGUGCAACCCCAUUUAACAUCUGAACAUCAUCUUUUCACUGUUAUUUUACUCAGGAUGAGUUCUUUAUUCUGAAAGUUCUGUUAAGGGUUGACUAGAGUGACAACCUUGGCACAGGGUUUGUUUCUACUAGCCUCUUAUUGCAGGCCUUGAUGUGUUGUGGAUUUUGUUGUUCUUACGUAUAAUGGAGGAACAGUGAAAGUUUCUUUUAUUAAGCAAAACAUGCAGACUGGUUCAUUUGCUUUAAAUUUCUUACAGCUUGCCUGAAUUUUCUGAAGCUCUGCAAAAUCAAGUAUUACAAUUACUGCCUUAUACAUAAUAUACAAGUAAGUAUUUGUUAUGAUUGAUUUUAAGAUUUUGUGCUAUACAGUUGAUAAAGAGAGUUGAACUUAGACCUAGGAGAUCUUAGCUCACUUCACCUGUACUGUAUAUUGGAAAUAAUAGCUUUGCAGUCUGCAUCAUACAAAUGUCAGUGCAAGCAGUAAAUUUUAAUAAACCUAUUUUUCUAAAACUCGUAAACUGCCCUGUGAUCUUUGGAUAAAGGGUGGUAUAUAAAUUUAAUAAAUAAUAAUAAUAAUAAAUAAACUAUGGUGAUAGAUAGCAUUAAAGAACUUUUUAUAUGUGCUUUGCAUUCAUUCAGAGAGAUUUUAUCAUACAAACUGGAGACCCACAGGGGACUGGCCGUGGAGGUGAAUCAAUUUUUUGGUGAGUUUCAUUUAGAUCUUGAGUCUGUGUAUGCUUACCAGGAAGUGAGUCUCUUUGGACACCGUGGGACCUUUGCCCAAGUAAACAUGCAUUGGAAUGGACAAUUCAUUGGGUAAUUAAACCCAGGAGAAAGACCAAUAGACCUUAUCUGGACUGUCUAUCUUAGGUGUUCUUCCCCCUCCAGUAAUGCUGACAAAUUUUGUGUUCAGCUGUCUAAAGAAGGGAGAUUCCCUUGUAUGGAACAUUACUCUUUUAAAAAUGGAAAUGAGUAUUUUUCUCAUCUCCGUAGCCAGUCCAACAAGAUUCACACCACGCCUUUGAACACAUGGAACUAGAUGCAAGCUUGACAGAUCAAAGCAAAUGUAUUGUUUUUCUAAAAGCAGUUCUAAAAGCUUGUGAACGUGGGUGUUGUUACCCGAUUAAGAGUUUCUUAGGCACACAGAGAGCUCCUACAUUAUUUGAUGUACCCUAUUCAUUUGAAAGGAAUAUGUUUGCAUCUUGGUCUCCUAUUGAAACAAAUAGUGAUGAUCUUAAUAGAAGAGCUUUGCAUGCAUAUUGGAGCAUUUUAAACUGAUUGUUGGACUGAGGCACUUGUAAUGAAGUUUAAAACACUAAUUAGCAGUAUUAUGAGCACCGCCAAUAACUGAUCAUUUUAUAUUCUUGUGGAGGAAAGAUGUAAGUAGACUAUAACAUUUGUUUAGUUUUUUUGUCUGAAUAUUACCUUUGUGUGUUUCAGCAAAUUGUAUGGGGACCAAGCUAGAUUUUUUGAAACAGAAAAAGUGCCAAGAAUUAAACACAAGAAAAGGGGUACAGUGUCAAUGGUGAACAAUGGCAGUGAUCAGCAUGGAUCUCAGGUCAGUCCACAGUACUGGAAGAGUCUUACAAGAAACUUGGGAUAAGUGAAUGGAGUGAUGCCACAAAGAAUUAAAAUAACGAUUUGACUGGGCAUAAUCCAUGCACAUGAUACAGAUAUGUUCUUAAAGAACAGCUACUAACAAGACUUGACACAACAUUAAAAACCAAAACUAAUACUUACAUAGAUUGACAUUGUGGGUAAUAGAAGAGCAUUGACUCUAAAAACCACCAUAAAGCACAUGCACAAAAUUCCUAUACAGUAUUGUCUUUCUUUUACUUGUUCACAGUGUCAAGCAAGAUGAGAUGGUUCUUAAUCUUGUGGCAAUUAUGUAAAUUUUAAAAUGUGUUAGAUUUUUACAUGACUCUUAGGUUUGGAAAGGCAUAAAAAUGUAAAUGUGUAAUCUUUGGGAGGGGAGGGAAAUAUCAAAGCUGAUGAUCCCUGAGAGAGUCAGGACCUAAAACUGAGAACCAAUAUUUCCAAAUGGUACUGGACGGCAACCAGUGCAGAUGUUUCAAAACUUGCAUGUGAAUAUCAGUCUGCACUUAUUAACAGGCAGGCUUCUAUAUUUUGUCCUAGCUGAAGUUUCCAAAUCAUCUUAAAAGGCAGCCCCACAUGUAACACAUAACAUAUUACAAUAGCCUCUCUUCUGGAACCUGCCCUCCAGAGAAAACAAUAUAUUGCCUGUAGUUCCUAAUCCCGUUCAGAAUAUACAAUGAUUGAUGAUAUUGAAAGCUGCUGUUGAUAGCAAACAGUCUCAAAGGAAACAUCUUAAAAUACCUGGAGAUUUCCACCAUGCAGUUAACUCAAAAUAGUUUUGGGGUUUUUUAGUUUCUUAUUACUACAGGAGACAACCUAGAUUACUUGAAUGGUGUACAUACAGUCUUCGGUGAAGUAACAGAAGGCAUGGAUGUGUUGAUGAAAAUUAAUGAAGCCUUCGUUGACAAGGAUUUUGUUCCAUAUCAAGACAUCAGGUUUGACUCUGUUUUGCUUUUAUAGGCUACAUAUAUCAGAAAAUCCCUGCUUGAUCAGACCCAAUGGUCUUUCUAGUCCAGCAUCCCCCUCAGGGGUCUGCCAGGUUCUUUUGAGAGGUCCAUAUGCAGGACAUAGCAAUCAGUACCUGUUCCCAACUGCCGCAUCCCAAUACCUUCUGAUCAGUGGUAUACCACCUCUGGCACUGGAGGGUCCAUUUGGCCUAUCAUGCCAAACGUUUUUGCUAGACCUAUCCUCAAUGAACUCAUCUUUCAAAGCCAAUCAAACUAGUUACAAUGACCAUCUUCAGAAGCAGUGAAUUCCACAAAAUAAUGUUUUUAUUAUUUAUUUAAUGUGUUUAUAUGCUGCUUUUUAUUGCCAAGUGACCUCAGUUGUGUAUUACAUGAUGGUAUUUUUCUUAACUUUUUGGGGGGGGUCUGUUCUGAAAUCGUUUCCAGUCAGUUGUAUGACCAUCAGCUCUUGGCUAUUUUGCGACAGUCUUAUGAACUGGCCAAAUAUGAUUUGCCUUCUGUUUUAGCCAAGAGAAUAUCUCUGCAGUCAUAUGCUGCAGUAGGAUCUGAACCUUCCUCCACAAAAGCCAGCUCACAUGCUUUUGGGAAACGGCAAGAGCCCUGCACUAUACAGUGAUGCUCUGUUCAUUGCCUGUCUGGCUGUGUGCCAUACUUGACAUACAUACUUUGCAAAUGACCUGACUUUCUUACAGAUUCUGAUUAUCCAUCUGAGAGGUUAGUGUGUGAGUGUAUUUUACUGAUGCAUUUGUUGCCACAAUGCACACAUAUGCAUGAAAUUAUCCUUUACUUUUACUGCAAUUGUUGUCUAGGAUAAACCAUACAGUGAUCUUGGAUGAUCCAUUUGAUGACCCUCCUGGUUUGGCAAUACCAGAUCGUUCACCAGAGCCUACCAAGGAACAGUUGGAUGUGAGUGUUGCUAUUUAAUGUCUUUUGAUACUGGAGAGGGAAAUCAGAAAAUAGAUAAACAAGGAAUAUUUAUCACCAUCACACAAACCCUCAGUCCUUAAUCAUGGUGCCCAUUCAACAUAUGCAAAAUGAAAAGAAGAGUAAAACGAAAAGAAAAAAGUGAACCUGAACUGGUGGAGAUGGAAAGUUUACUACUGAAACAAAAAUCAAGCUGUGUCUUGACAAUGAAUCCUCUUCAAGGACAAUAGUAAUGUGUGUUUUUCAGUUUCAGCAGAGUGCAUUUUUUGGAGCUCUGAGUUGCAUGAGGAAUGGUUCCCAGAGGGGGAUUCUCCCUCCACCUGCUGCUUUCCUCCCAAUUCAAUAAGCAGUGUCAUAAAAAAAAAGCCUAUCCUGAAAGGCAUCCAUCAACCUCUGAUUAAACUAUGUUAGACUGGCGCUAACACUUUGCGAUGUGAAAGAAUUUAUAUUUUCAAGGGCUGAAACAUUCAAGUAGUCAGAUUAUUAAAAUUGUUAUUUCUGGGUAUAUCUUCCAUUUUUAUUUGGAAUGCAUGGCUGCACACAACCCAAUGCCUGCAGAAACAUGGAGGUGCAAUAUGUGAAAUGUAAAAGAUAUACCUGUGUAUUUUCCAAAGAAGGCAUAUGUCUGACCAAAGAUAAGGAGGAGGAUAAGUGUCUUCACAGGCAAACAGGCACAUGUGCUAUCCAUGCCACAUGAUGUAGCUAUGCCUCCUAAGGCGCAUGUUUAUAUGCCUGUGCUUCAGACAUUAAUAUGGCAGGCAACUUUAGGUUUAUAGAUACACUGCUGCCUUGAACUUCAGAAAUGGAACUGCAUCUACACCCCUCCCCUGUCCAGGUUUUAAAAGGUGAAGAAAAUGGGGAGAACAAUUGGUGCAUUCAUUGUGGAAUUGAGAAAAAUAAGGGUCAUCCUGUAACUCAUACUAGAAGGAGAAAAAUACAAAUUAACUGCUAUAAUUGUCAUCAAGCAUGCUCGUUUCUGGUGGUUCACAAUAUAGAUUAUUGUGAUAUAUGUAAACCUGUGCUAACUGCUUACAUUUUGCUGAGUGUAUAAUUUCAAAAAGGGUAAGCUACACAGUACAGUUGUACCUUGGAAGUCGAACGGAAUCUGUUCCGGAGGUCCGUCCGACUUACAAAACGUUUGGAAACCAAAGCGUGGCUUCCAGCUGGCUGCAGGAACACCCUGCAGCCAAUCAGAAGCCGUACCGGAUAUUCGGCUUCCGAAAAUCGUUCAAAAACCGGAACACUCACUUCCGGGUUUGAUCAUUCGGGAGCCGAUUUGUUCAGGAGCCAAAGUAUGACUGUACUGUGGACAGGACUGUAAUCAAUCUCUUAAGCUUGAACUCACAAGUGUAAAGUGUUUCUGUAUGUCUUCCUGUGUAUGUUUAAAAUUUGUGUUCAAGCAGUAAAGUUAGUUUCAGUUCAGCUAUGCAUUGAGUCACAAAUGGAUUGAAAAAAAGCAACAAUAUAUACUCACUGGCUAAAUAUUAUUAAAUAGCUGUUUUUCUUUUAUUUGUUUUAAAUAUAAGACAGAGUGGAAGAAUAGGAGCUGAUGAGGAGAUUGAUGACUUCAAAGGAAGGUCUGUUGAUGAAGUGGAAGAAAUUCUGGCAGAGAAAGAAGCAAAAACUAAGGCUAUUCUUUUGGAAAUGGUAAAUAUGUUCAAUUAUUUAACUCAAAGUCAGCCUUGCAGAUAUGCAUGUGCUUUUUGUGAAUAUAAAUAAAGCUGUCGCAGCAUCAGAUAUGAUGAUUACUAGGACUGUCUGUUGAAUCUAGAUGUAGGUUCAAUUUUUUAAAAAAAUCUAAUAAUUGAUCUUGCAAUGGGACAUAAAGAUAAAUCAGAAGGAUUUUAUGCAUGCUUAAAAGGUUGUAUAUGUUAAAUAAUUACAUGUCAAAACAUGUCUAAAUGUGACUUGCCCGAGAUUCUGUAUAAAGUGGGACUAAAAUCUCCUCUCAUAUCACACUUGUAUUCCAGGUUGGAGACUUGCCAGAUGCAGAUAUCAAGCCUCCUGAAAAUGUCUUGUUUGUUUGCAAACUUAAUCCUGUGACAACAGAUGAAGACCUUGAAAUCAUAUUUUCCCGAUUCGGACAAAUAAAAAGGUAAUUAUUGAAAAUCGGCACAAGAAGCAAAAAGUUUGCAAGUAAUUUUAAAACUCUUCCUUUCUGGGACUGAUUGCUCUGCUUUCAGUUUGUUUCAGUCAUAAAUCUUUUAUUUCAACCUUUGGCUAUUUUAGAAAUUUUUAAGACUUGAACAGCGGAGGCGGGUGCUGGUGGGUGAGAGUCAGGAAUUUUACUAUGGCUGGAAGAAAGUGCUUGUUGGCUGCCUUCCCCUUCAGCAUGUGUAGUAACAAAGUUAGGGGAAACAUGGUAUCACAAGAAGUUGUGCAGCAUCUUUCCCUCUCCUUCCGAGAGUCCUUUUUCCCCUAGAUGCACUUUUUCGUCCUCUUCUCUCCCUGCCUUUUCUUGUCAAUUCACUUUUGAAUUCUACCUCUUUCAAGCGUGCUGCUGUCUGAUCCCUAGAAGAGUGCCCCAGGGGCUAUGGGACAGAGUGGGAAGGGAGGCACCGUAUUUUUCGCUCUAUAGGACGCACCCGACCAUAGGAUGCACCCUGUUUUAGAGGGGGAGAACAGGGGAAAAAAUUAUCCCCCUCUCUGCUCAGCGCCUCUCCAGCGCAGCAAAGCCUGGAGAGCAAGAGGGAUUGGUGUGCACUGACCCCUCUCGCUCUCCAGACUUCAGUGAAGGCAACCCGAAGCCUCCGGAGUGCAGUGGGAGCUCCUGCUGCGCUCCGAAGGCUUCGGGGAUAGCUGCCUGAAGCUUCCGGAGCGCAGCAGGAGUUCCCGCUGCGCUCCGGAGGCUUCAGGCAGCUUCAGCGAAAACGCGAAGCCUCCGGAGCACGGCGGGAGCGCUCCCUCUGCGCUUCGGAAGACUUCGCGUUGCUGUCGCUGAAGCCAAGCAGCCUGCAUUCGCUCCAUAAGACGCACACACAUUUCCCCUUAAUUUUUGAAGGGGAAAAAGUGUGUCUUAUAGAGCGAAAAAUACGGUAUGUGCACAGAGAAGGGGCUUUACCUAUGCAAUGCCUCGUUAGGACAGAGUGGAACUCUGCUAACUGGAUUAUCCCACGAGCAAAAGGAGUGAGCAAGGAAUUCUUGCUCAUUCUUCCUUCCCCAUAUGCCUCCUGCAUGAGGGACCCUCACGGGAGAGGGCUGUAGCGGGAAGGGAAGAUUGGGAAAGAUCUCCUCUCCUCACUGCUUCCACCAGUUGGAGCACCCAGAGAGAAAAGCAGGAGGUUCUUCUGGAGCAGAGUUCUACCUGCAAAUGGAAGGUGCACUUCCAUUCACAGACGAAGAUGUCUGGAUCCAAAUCAUAAUGUUGGGUUUCGCAAGACCUGCAUUUUUAUCACAUAUCCUUAUGCAUUUUGUGGUUUCUGAUGCAACAAUUGCUUAUGAAGCCACUCUAUACCCAGAAUUUGUGAUGUAGGAGGCAGCCCUCUGUUUCUGGUUUUAGACCUAACAGCGAUGGCUAGUACUGUAUAGAAAAUGUGAUCCAUGUUAGCAGAUACAGAGCUGUUUUUCUUGGGGACUUGUUGAGGAAGGUUUCAGCCCAUUGAUAUCAUACCACUGUUGUCGUCAUCCUGCGAUUUCCAGAACAAAAUGCUUUACUCAUUUUUCAGUUGUGAAGUGAUUCGAGAUUGGAAGACAGGUGAAUCCCUCUGCUAUGCUUUCAUCGAGUUUGAAAAGGUAUGUGGCCUCACAAAAACUGUACUCACAGUUCAUUUUAUGUAGCAUCUUUAUAGGAGGGUAAAACCUAAAGGUGUGUUCUACCUGUCUCUUAUGAAAUGGUUUUAUAAUGCUGCUAAUAAAAUUACAAAGGUGGAGCAGCUUAUGACAUUCAAAGCACCAGUACAACUCACCCACACCCAAAAUCUAUAAUGACAAAUCUUCUGUUGUGAGUUUGAGGAAAGUAUUUUCUGCUGGAACAAUUCUGGUGUCCUGGAUAGUGUAUAAUGCUCAUCUGGGAAGAUCCAAAUGAGCUCUGCUAUAGGUUCAUUUCUGUGGCUUCUGGGAAGUCACUGCCUCUCAGCUUUAGAUCCCCAUUCAUAAAAUACAGUUUACAGUAACCAGUCUCACUGGGAUCGUGAGAGAAUUAAUGGUUGUAAAUGUUAUAUUCCCUAAAUUUUCAGAAAGUCAGAUCCUGUUCGGGUGCCUGAUUCCACAGUUGGUUACCCUGGGAGAAUGUUGCUUGUGCUCCUUUCAAUUUCUGGUUUAGUUUAUGCAUUUAAGAAAUUGAAAAUGGCUUGACAGUUCUUAAUGCAUGGGAAGAACCAGGCUCUUGAUUUGCUUCUCUUAAAUUCUCCUCAUAGACGUGUAGUGAUGUUGUGGUUGUGUAGGUUGCACAGGGCUGUGGCAGAAAUGGUUUUGGAUUCCUUGACCAUACAGAUAGCUAGAUUAGUGCAGUUUUGGAUAACCACCGUGUAGAAACAUUUGGGGUUUCAUUACGCAAACUUGAUACCAAACAUUUUAAGUUGAAACAAAUCUCUACAAUCAUGGAUGACACAUAUCACUGUGCCAGCACAACAGUUGGUGUUCCUCAUCCGAAGCAUGAGGACUUCAUGGACUUUUAAGCUACUGGAAUUUCCUUUUUCCAUUCAUAUACUGCCGUUGCAGGUUUAUUUUUAAAUGUCAUUUUCUAAUUUUAACUUUACAUUUCUCUGAAACGUGUACCAGGAAGAAGACUGUGAGAAAGCUUACUUUAAGAUGGAUAAUGUUUUAAUAGAUGACAGGCGGAUACAUGUGGAUUUUAGCCAGUCUGUUGCAAAGAUUAAAUGGAAAGGAAAAGGUAAUUUAUUUUACGCAUUAUAUCUAUAACUCUUUUUUAUUAUAACCAUCAGUUCUCCUUUAGAAGAGCAGACAAACAUUAGCUUUUGAUGCGGUCAUGUUCAGGUUUGCUAGUUAUGAAAUUGCCAAACAACCAUAAAAUGUGAUCUCUUCCCAGUUCGCAUCCUAUAAAUACCCUGCUUCUCAAAUUGGGCAGUGUAUAGUAUUUUGUGCUGGUGGAGAAUAAGGGCAAAGCAAUCCAACUCUCUCCCUUACACCAGGCUGGUGGGAAGGUGUUAGAAUGAACAGAGGUGCCCCUCCCUAGUUCUGUUAGCCAAGUCAGCUAGCCACCAAAUAUGCAGACAAUCAGGAGAGCCACUUGUGGGAUCCCUAAUGGUAGCAGCCAGUAGAAGCUGGGGGAACUGGGAGGCAAUGAGCAUUGAAAGGAAUGUUUCUCAAACUUUUUGACUACCUUUCUAAAAAUCUACUUAUUCUUUGUACUGAGACUCACAGACAUACCCAAACAUUCAGAGUUUCUGUUAGGCAGAUGAGAAUGCGGUAGAGUUUUGGUGUGCAGCUGCACAUAUGCUCUGCAGUGCAUGAGAAUCUGUAGACCAAGAAAGAGAGACAUUAAUGACUGUUUUAGCAGGAGUCCUUUCUCUCAAUUCUCUUUCUUUGCUGAAUAGUCCCUUCUUGCUAGCUUGGAACCUCAACUCUACAAAGUAUUUAGCCAUUUGCAUUUUGUGACCUUGAACCAUAAGAUGGCAGCACAUAGCUAAAGAUACUCAUUUAAGCAGUGAAUUUUCCCUCUCCCCCACAUUUUAAAAAGUUUUAUAUUAUUUAUUAUUUUGACAAUUGCAAAUUUGGGGUGCGGAGGCGACUUGUGAUUUUUGUCUUACUUGCAUUCAAGAUCAAUGGCAGCUUAUCUCUCUUCCUAUAAACAGGUGGGAAGUAUACUAAGGAUGAUUUCAAAGAAUAUGAAAAGGACCGUGACAAAACUCCUAAAUUAAGUUUGAAGGAGAAGGUGAAGCCAAAGCAAGAGUAUCCUUUGCAACUAAAUAAUUGUAUGUUAUUUUUAAAAACUCCUAUUUUACUAUUUAUGAGUAAAAAGGCUACAGGCUGGAUACGUAUGGUAUAUGUUUCUAGUUUAUUGGAAUCUUGCAGUGGGAUUGCAAAAACAUUUUACCUUGAAUUUGGUAGAUAGAUUUUUAUUACCUUAACUUCUAAUAACUGUUUCUCAGACUAGUAGUUUUUGUAUGUAAACUCCUUUGCGAUGUAACUGUGCAUGUAAAAUUUUAAUUCACGGAUUUAGUUAAAAUCUUAGUUGAAUUUAGAAAUGUGGAAAUCACUUUUCAAUUGGCGUUUCCAACUCCUUGACCAAAACAAAAUAGCCCCAGCUAAAUGUCUGUAUUGGGCCAUAUUCCAGCUUUGUAGGCUUCAAAACAGAACAGCUCCAUCCUCAGGCUGUGGUUCGAAUCAGAGUAGUUAACUUUUAAAAAUGCAUGUUUUCAUAUAGUGGGAGCUCUGUGUGUUCUAAUUGCCCUGCCAGUGCUGCCUCCCUCAGACUUGAUGAUGCUUGCCUGGAUCGUCUUACUGUACAAUCUGGCUGAACCACAUAGUGAACCCAUUACAGAUGCUGUGACAUGGAGUCUAACCAUCAUCUCUAUGCAGAAAUAUCUUUUGACAGCUUUGUGCCAUUUGAAUUGUGCCUUAGAAUAGCUGUGAAAUGGGGUGGGGGGUGGCAUUUGUUUUUGUUAUGCAGUUAAAAUGAUAAUGUGCAUUCGCUGGCUUUGACCUUCCAGAAAUGAAUCCAGAGGUACACUGAAGUGGACCAUUUUAGUUUGUCAUUUUAUUCUCCUGGAUCCCAUUCACUCAUGUUUUUGCCUGAUAGUGCUGCGAGGUGUUACUCUGUUGGCCAACUUGUUGGCUAACCCUAAUAUCGGUCUCCCAAGCUUUCCUUAACAGACUGCUCUAGCUCAAGAUAUGACCUUGUAUUGGAGGAGGAAGAGGAUGACGGCAAAACAAGUCACAGGCACUCUGAUAAAAAGAAGAAGAAACGCCACCAUUCAGAUGAUACCGAUGAGGAUGAGAAGAGGUCCAAAAAGUCUAAGGUGCUGGGCUCUUGUCCUUUCAGUUUAAUGAUGUGUUGCUGCAUCAGGGAAACAUUGGGUCAGAUGCAUGGAAUGUUUUCAUCACACUUCAGUCAACACUCAGUAGAUAUACAGUGGUACUUCGGGUUACAUACCCUUCAGGUUACAGACUCCGCUAACCCAGAAGUAUUACCUCGGGUUAAGAACUUUUCUUCAGGAUGAGAACAGAAAUCGUGCUCCAGCGGCGCGGCAGCAGCGGGAGGCCCCAUUAGCUAAAGUGGUGCUUCAGGUUAAGAACGGACCUCCGGAACGAAUUAAGUACUUAACCCAAGGUACCACUGUAUUGUGAAAUGUUCUAACAUUGUCCAGUUCUUGUCUGCAUAAUCUCAGCCGAAAGUCAGCUCCUGAUUUUGCUACUUUUCCCCACAUCUCACUGACGAUUUAUACUUCCUCCUUGUUGGCCCCACAUGUAGCCUUGCCACUUCUACAGAACUCUUAUUGGUUUCUCCCACUACUUUGGCUGUCCUACAGAGAUGCUCUUGGUCUCUACCUUCUUCCUUUCAAGAGCUCUGUACAAUCAUUUCUAUUUGAAAGCUUCAGCCACUUAGAUGCCAGCCUUCCUUGCAUGCCAAACUGGAGCAUAUUUGGGUCAGAGUGCUGCUGUUGCUGCCACAUACCGUUCACAAUGCUCCACAGCUGCUGCAUAAUUUAGCACAUUGGUUGCACAAUUAGAUUGAGAUUUUUUUCAUAAGCCACCCUUUUAGAAGAUUCCUGUAUGAUACCAGUCCUCGUUUCUUCUCUUUUUAGAGAAAGUAAGCAAGUGGGCAUUUGCAUGUCAAAGAAUGUGAAUUGUUCAACAGUGUUAGGACCGAAGCCCAUGUCUCCACAAUGCAUUCCCCAUCUCCAGAGUGGCAAUAUCCAUCUAUAUCAGGUUAUUAGCCAGAAGAGCCAGAUCAUGGGUGGUAAAACUGUGACCCUCCAGAUUAUUCUGGACUACAAAUCUCAUUAUCCCUAACUAUUGACUAUCCUAGUUAGGACAGAUGGGCAUUGGGUGUCCCAAAAAAAUCUAGAUGCACCAGGUUGCUGAAUUCUGCCAUACAGCCGAAACAUAUUACACAAAAUCAGGCCUUUUUUAAUUGAUUCAUUUUCUCAGCUCAGGAUCAGCUUUCCCAUGUCUUUUAGGAGCAUUGUUUACAUUUCUUCCAGCAUAGAUACAAUUUGUCAUGUAGCUCAAGAAUAGGGGAUUUGUGGCCCUCCAGGUGUUGCUCGACUCCCAGCUCCCAUUAGUCCUAGUCAACAUAGCCAAUGGUCAGGGAUAAUAGUUGUUGCCAACCAGUUUCUGCAGGGCCACAGGUUCACCACUCAGGAUCUACCUCUGGUCCUGUGGCAUCAGAAAUGGAUUCAGAAAUGGAUUCAGAUGGAUUCACAGUUAGUGACGGUGUAGCUGCUGCAAACUCUGGUCCAGCUGAAACGAAGCUGAUGCUGGUGCAGGUAGCAUAUUUGCAGAAAUAAGUGCUCUGGAUCUGAUUGCACUUCUCUUUUAAGGAGCAAGUUAAUACAGCAGCUUUUCUUCUGGGCUGGCGUGUUCUUUGCUGCCACAUUUCUCUUAGCUGCUGUUUCUCUUCUCCUUUUGCUUUCUGGUUCAUGAGUUUAAGCUUUAUCCGCUUUUCCCAUUCCAGCACUUUACUUUCUGCUCUCAUAUCCCAAUAUAUUCUUUCCAUGACCUUGGCUCCUACAGCUGCACCAUUCUCAGCUGUCUGAAGGUCUCCUGCCUCAAACAAUUCCACCCUUGCUUUCUUAUACUGGAUGUUUCCUGUAUGAUUUAUUGAUACCAUCUCUUUCUUCAUGUCCUUUUUCAAAACCAAGCAAAUUAAAGAAAAUAGUAGUAGACUUCAUUUGUUUUAAAAGGAAAGGCAUUGAAUAAUACAGUGUUGCACAACAGCAUCAAAAGUUCAGAGCACACAUGCCACAAAAUAUAACAGAUAUAUAUUACAUUUCUUGAUCCUGUAAAACAUGCUUGAUUUUUGGAAUCAGGCUUAGAUUUUUCACUUUUGUUGGACUGAAGCAAAGGAAAGGUAAGCAUACAAAGCCUGUGAAACAUGCAUACUUUCCUCAUCCACUAUUUAUACAAGUUAUGUUGGUUGAAUCUAUUUUACUAAUGACAAUACUUGGGGUGGGGUAGAGAUAACAGAUAUGGUGAAAUUAUUAUUAGGAAACUACAUUCUUGUAUAAGGAAGGGAGAGUUUUAAAGUUUUUAAAAUUGCCCAUGAUAAAUUUGGUUUCUGUAUUCUUUUGCUAAAGCAAGUGGUCCUUGCUGCAGAAACCUAACUUUACACGGUUCAAAAACCAGGUGAAUGAAGCAACCACUUUAAUUCAGCCACACAUUGCUGAUAAUAGGUUGUAUCCAAAGAUGGUUUGAGAGGAAGGCUGUUCAUGCAACUGAUCUUUUGCCACAGACCCAAAAAGAAUGCUGUAAGCUCUGAAUGCAUUUACAUCUGAUUCUGAAUUAUGUCAUUGCAAGCUUGUGUAUUCUUUUCAAAUUAAUUUGUGUCAUUCCUAGCCCUUUCUAAUCCUUACAACUCUCUCUACAUUUCUUAAAGCAGGACCUUGACCGAAGGCAGAAAGAAGAGAAAAGAAAAAACGAAAAGCGAGAGAGGCGGCGCAGCCGUAGCCGUAGCCGUAGCCAGUCUUGGGAUAGAGAUGACCGAUACCGAAAGUCAAAGGACAAAUACCACGAGGAAAAGAGGAAAGCCAGAAGCCCUAAGAAAUCCAGAGAGAAGGAGAAGUCCAAGUACAGAUGAAUGAGGAUUAAGAAAAACAAACUCUUCCCCCAGUGCUUUUCUGCCUUUGAGACCAACAACCACUCCCCAAAGACCCUUCAGUCUUCCUUUUUGACUUUUGAUCCUGGGGCUCUAUAGGAUGACAUCCUAUAAUGUGGAAUUUAGUAAAAUUUUGACUGUAUUGGGGGGGGGGGGGGAGUUAAAGCAUUUUGUUUUCAGUUUACAGUGGAAUGGUGACAAGACCACCACAUUAUUUGAUUUAUUACAGGCACCACCCACCAAAAAGGAACCUUAGUAAUGUCAGCUGUUAAAACAUUAUUUUUGUCAGCUCUUAAGAGUUACUUGAUUCAUAAUUAAUUUCCUACUUUAUCUUUUCUGUAUAGGAAACUGCAUGCAACUGAAGGGUGUGUCAUUAUAUGUGACAGAAGUGGGCUUUAUUUUGCCAUGGAAACCUGCUUCCAGUUAGGGCUUCCUGCUACAUGUAUUGAAGUAGUGUUGCGCGUCUUAAUUACACAUGCUGUAUACACAGUUGGUACAUCCAGUUCCUAGACAGAACUGAUAUCCAAGUAGAGACCUUGUCACGUGCAAAGUAGCUCUAAAUUCCUUUGGUUGUGUGAGGCCUUCACUAAAAGGCCAUCUUUUACAAUACACAUUUCAUAAUUCAGAAGCAUGUUUGUUUGUUUGUUUUUUAAUACCUACACACUUCUCCCUGAAGCUGUUUUCUAUAUGUAGAGAUCUAGAUUCAUUGCAGGAAGAAGUCUCUCCACUUUGUAGUUAUUGCAAGGCAAGCAACAAGCAAACUCCACACUAGCAUUGAAGUUUCUCUAUGUCACUUUAGAGGGUAUGAGAAAAGAAUCCUUUCUUCAGAAGCCAACAACAGAAUUGGAGAAGACCAAGUCAUGCCCUGCUAGUGACUGGCUUAGUCCAAGAAAAUUUCAGCGUAGAACAACAUUUCACAAACAGUUGUGUUUUACCAUGCUAUAAAUUAUUAAAGUUAAAAACAACCACCACCACCAGGUACAAUUUACAAAUAGGAAUAGAGUAGGGCUAUUUAGUUUCUCUCUACUUCCUUCAAUAUUGUAAUUAACCCCCCUUUACUGCAGAAAGCUAACAUAGUGUUACAAACAAGAAAUGUCUGAGUUGAAACAGCCAGCAGAACUUGUUGCUGCAUGCAAAACCAAGCCAGCAUAGAAAGGAAAUGCUUAUUAAACCACAACCCAAGGUAUAAAAUACUUGUAGGGAGGACUGACGUUAGUUUUGCCACGUGUUUAUCUUUUUCUUUUUUAGAUGCUCUGUAUUCCUCUGUUAUGUAUUAAAAGAACAAGCCAGUAAUGUAUAUGCAGAUCUCUCAAAGGUUGGGAUGUAACUAAGCUGUUUUUUAAAUGUUAUCUCGGUAAUGCAUUCUUGCUAAGGAAUAUAUGGGGGUUUUCCCCCCCUGGACAAGAGAGGCUGUAAUUCUAUACUGAUUUGAGUGGAAGACCCAUUGAAUACUGUGGGAUUUGCUGCUUUGUAAACUGGCAUGGGGUUGUGCUGUAGCUUUCAUAAACUCCCACAUUCUUUUUAACUUUCCAGCACAAGCUCCCUGUGCCUGAAAUACUAUAUUUUGUAAAGAUGUGCUGCCAGUGUUUUUGUAGAAAAAAAUCUUUACAGAAGCGAAGCUUUCCAGGUGAAAGCUAUUCCUCCAAUAUGAGCUUCCCAUGCAUGGCAGACAGUUCCUACCUAUUAAAGAUAGAGAAUAGUUUUUAGCAUUCUAGACCAGACUUCCCCAACCUAUUGUCUUCUAGAUGUUUUUGGACUACAACACCAAGACAGU
Messenger RNA from Podarcis lilfordi (Lilford's wall lizard), 17106 nucleotides. Lineage: Eukaryota; Metazoa; Chordata; Lepidosauria; Squamata; Lacertidae. The record is from the annotation of a GenBank genome assembly.